Messenger RNA from Danaus plexippus (monarch butterfly), 792 nucleotides. RefSeq names its product visual system homeobox 1-like. The record is from RefSeq and is a predicted model, not a curated record. Gene Ontology annotation, molecular function: DNA-binding transcription factor activity, RNA polymerase II-specific; RNA polymerase II cis-regulatory region sequence-specific DNA binding. Bases 274 to 792 code for a protein of 172 amino acids. Gene Ontology annotation, cellular component: nucleus. Gene Ontology annotation, biological process: regulation of transcription by RNA polymerase II. NCBI's taxonomy places the organism in Eukaryota, Metazoa, Arthropoda, Insecta, Lepidoptera, Nymphalidae. The transcript has 3 exons.
ACGAUUCUAAGGCAAUCGUAUCACGGGAUUUAAUAUAUGAAGCGUACGCUUCUCAUAGCAGAGUGAUAAAUUUAUUGAUAUUAUAUAAUAAUUGAUUAACUUUCAACUUAAUUGAACAAAGUGUGAGUGAAAUGGUUGAGAGAAACGUUAGAGUAUAAUGCGGUGCGGUGUCGCGUAUAUUUCGGUUUAUCGGUCUAUUGGUCUAUCGGUCUGUCGGUCUAUCGAAGGAGACCAGGCAGCGUGGCGGAGAGCGCGAGCUCGGAGCGCGAGGAUAUGGGCGGUGCGGGCGGCUGGCAGCGUGACGCGCCCGCGCUGCUCUCCACGGCGCUGCUCCUGGGGGGCGCGAGCUGCACGGCCGGCUCGGGGGCGCUGCUUGACCGUCCGCCGCCGCCACUCUUCACCAUCGACAGCAUCCUGGCACCACGGCCACCGCCACCCAUACCGCCGCUGCAACUCCACCACCUAGCCCAUACUCCCUUCCAUAGAGCGCACGAACUUUUUGGCGUGAGCAGUGCAGUGUCUCAGGCAGGAAGCUACGCGGGCUUGUACGGUGGGUACGCGGCGGCGGCGCUAGCGGGUCUCUCGGGCCCGCCGCCGAAGCGCAAGAGGCGCCAUCGCACCAUCUUCACUGAAGAACAGCUGGAACAGCUGGAGAGCACCUUCGAUAAGACCCACUACCCUGAUGUAGUUCUCAGAGAACAACUCGCCUUACGAGUCGACCUCAAGGAAGAGAGAGUUGAGGCGGAAAGUUUAGAAGAGGUAAACGGAUCCGAGUCAAUAGAGCUGACGUGA